Molecule: messenger RNA, 3468 nt
Organism: Lacerta agilis (Sand lizard)
Lineage: Eukaryota; Metazoa; Chordata; Lepidosauria; Squamata; Lacertidae
Gene: KITLG
Product: KIT ligand
Exons: 10
Coding region: 410-1261 (283 amino acids)
Biological process (GO): cell adhesion; positive regulation of cell population proliferation
Cellular component (GO): plasma membrane
Molecular function (GO): stem cell factor receptor binding; cytokine activity
Source: RefSeq, a predicted model, not a curated record
AUUCUGCUCUUGAGAGCUCCAUCUCCCUGAAGUUCCCCAGGGCUUCCCCCGCCCUGGCAAAGAAAGCCUCGCAAGAAAGGCGUGUCUUCCUUGUCAGGAUUGCCGCUGCAGCUGCGGGAGGCAGCUCGGAGCUAUAAAAGCCCUGCUCAGAGGACGGCUUGGGCUUCACUCCCCGCCUCUGCUUGCUGCGAGAGCACCGAGGCCGUGCAGAGCCAAGCAGCCCCGCCGCCGCCGCCUGCGUGCCUGGGGGCAAAAGAGAAAGCGAGCGAGCGGAGACGCGCAGCCACCGAGGGCGCCGGGCAAGCCCAAUGCGCGGACUAGGUGCCUUUGCAACAUGCAGGAGCUACACAUCAGCUAAACGGAGUUUGCACGCCGCUGCUAGGGCUGGAUUGCAGCGUUCUCUUUCCUUAUGAAGAAGGCACAAACUUGGAUUAUCACUUGCUUUUAUCUUCAGCUGCUCCUCCUUAAUCCUCUUAUCAGAGCCCAAAGUCCCUGCGGGAAUCCUGUGACGGAUGAUGUGUAUGACAUUGCAAAACUGGUUGGAAAUCUUCCAAAUGAUUAUAUGAUAACCCUUAAAUAUGUCCGGAAGAUGGACAGUCUGCCUAAUCAUUGUUGGUUGUAUCUGAUGGUUCCUGAAUUGUCAGCGAGUCUGAAUAAUCUUCUGCACAGAUUUAAAGACUUUUCAGAUAUGUCAGAUGUCUUAAGUAAUUACUCAAUCAUCAAUAAUCUCACAAGGAUCAUCAAUGAUCUAAUGGCAUGCCUGUCUACUAAUAAAAAUAAGAACUUUAGAAAAUAUAAUGACCAUCUUUAUGAAGAAGGUAAAUUCUUUCCAGAAGAGUUCUUUAAGCACUUUAAUAGCACUAUUGAUGUCUACAAAAGCAUUGCAAAAGCACCAGAACAGAGCGACUGUGUUCUGCUUUCAGCAACAGAGCCCUCCCCAAAUGAUGCCGGCAACAGUGUCACAGAGCCAAUUUUGUUACAUCCUGUUGCUGCCAGCUCUCUUAAGAAUGACAGCAGUGGCGAUAGCAGCGAGCACGCAGAGCUGGGUUUCCUCAACAGCGCCAGCAUGCAUGGAAUCAGCAUAGCACUAACAGGGCUGGUGACUCUUCUCAUUGGCUUUAUUUUGGGAGCUCUGUGCUGGAAGAAAACAACCCGCAAACACUUUUCAGAAAGUGACCAGAAUACAGAAUCAAACAUCUGCCAUGAGGAUAACGAAAUAAGUAUGCUGCAGCAAAAAGAGAAAAUACUUCUACAGGUGUAGCUGUUGCUUUUUUAUAUAUAUACACUGUUACUGUUUCAUGUCUUGGCAGCUAACAGUUCCAUGUUUGCUUCAUAAAUGAAGCAGCUUUAAGCAUAUUUGUAUUCCUUCUGGAGUGACAGACUGAGUCUGCAUCUGUUGUUGUUGCCCGUGACUCCAUUUUGAGAAUAUAGAGCUGUGGACAAAGAGCGUGCUACUGUGAAACCAACGUUGAAUUAAACAUCACAGAAGAGUCUGCACUGAAAUGGACUGUAUUUUUAUAUUCAGACAGAUUUGUUUCUUUGCAUCUUCAAAUUUGCAGUGGAAUUUCGCGAAUGCAUGAACAAAUAAUUCUGGAUUUAUGUGAUCCAACUCCAAAAGUCAUCAGGAAAUUUGCAUUUUGUGUACAAAAGGAGACUCUGAAUGGGAGAAAAACGCAGAAAUUAAUGAGAAUAUAAAUCUUCAGCACUGUACAUAAGACUUGCAAGUGAGGUUAUGCAGUGGACUAAUGUGCUAGCUUUCUUUCAUCGGUGGAACUGGGUUCAUAUUAAAUAAGAUUGGAUAUCUGUCGAGCUGUAAGUGAAACUUUAUUCCAUGUCACAGAAAACAAACAUACACUUUGGCAAAGCUGUUAAUAUCCAUCAAGGAGAAGUAAACACUGGAUCAUGAAAAUGGGGCAAAUGGAAUAGAAUGGAACAUUGAUUGCCUGAUGUCGGGGAGACUCCUAUUAAUGUUCCAGUGAGAAAAUGGAGAGAGAGAAAAAGUCAGCUUCAGGAAUAAAUAAAAAAAAUGCCAUGAAGUCUAUUUAAAAUGCAUAUAAACAUGCAAUUUUGUUCUUGACAUUUGCAAAAAAAAAUAAAAAUGUCAUCUCGAAGAUACCAAGGUUUAGUUUAGCUUUUACUGUAUGCCAUUUCAUAUUUGCAAAUGAAUUUUAAAAGUAAUACACUUUUCAUCACUUAACCUUCUCCAUCAAUUAUUAUAUUAGUUCAGCUCAAAUAAAAAAAGAGAAAACUUUCUUAAUAGUUGUCAACCUCUUGAUAUUAUUUGUAACAAAGCAGUGGACAACAAAUCCAAGAUGGAAAAUAACCUGCUAUUCAUAAAUUUAAAAGAGGGCACUAAAAGUUAACCGGAGCCCAUAUAGAAUUUACUUAAGUUAUUAUUAUUUCCGGAAGAGAUAUUCACAGGAUAUUGUAUUCUGUGAAACAGCUGGGUUGCUCUACAUUCCAAGCUACUAAUCCAAUAGUAACCUUAAACUAUAAUCUUAACUAUUGUUAAACUAAAAGUUUAACUAUUGUUAAAAUGCUCAUUUACAACGCAGUGAUUAAGUUACCCAUGCUUAAGGGAUACUUUAUUUAAAAUAUUUUCACAUAUUUAUUUAUUUUUCAUAUAUGUCACAGACUCUUAGAAAUAAUAUAUGAAAAGCUAUAGAAUGUAUUUAGGAUUGAUUUAAAAAUAACACAAAUCUGGCAUUCCGAAAAUCUCUGUCCUGUUAUUUUUUGGCUGGUAAUGAAGCUAAAUGACAGCAUACGUACCGCCAAAGCUAUUUGAAGUAAUUAGGAUGAGAUCAGUGUGUCUGGCUGUUAAUCAGAAGGUUGGUGGUUUGAUCCUACCCAGGGAUGGAUGGCUUUGAGCAGGAUUCCUGUAUUGCAGGGCAUUGGACUAGAAGACCCUUGAGGUCCCUUCCAAUCUACAAUUCUAUGAGGCAUAUUUGGGAUGCAUGCUGCAGUCCAAAUGACAGAGCUGAUCUGUUGAGCUGGCUUGAUGAUGCCCAGGACCACCAGCUUCUAUCUGUGACUAUAGCCCAUAGCUAGAUCAGAGCCUACAAUUGUGACUGUCCAUCUUUAGAGUCGAAAAAUCAUGAAAGUCUCUGUGCAACCUGAAGAUAUAGGAAGAUCUGCUUGAAUGUAGCUCUAGUGCAGGCCCUGACAAGGUAGAAACUAGAGCCUCAGUCAAUAGUAACAUGCCUCAGUAAAUCACUAUGCACAUCAUAAACAUGUACAACAUUUCACAUUCCAGUAAGUGUUCUGGAACACAGUUGUGUAUGCAAUAUCCGAAACCUGCUUUUUAAACUUUUUUUUUUCUUCAGAAGGGAACAAAGAAUCCAUUUGUUGCUUGAUUAAAAUGGCUUUAAAGGUAACAUUGCAUACUUGUUGGAAACUGCAGUACAUCUUGUGCAAAGAUUCUUUUAUACUGCAGGGUUUAUAACAAUGCCACAUUCUCUUUCCCUUCCC